Molecule: messenger RNA, 648 nt
Organism: Portunus trituberculatus (swimming crab)
Lineage: Eukaryota; Metazoa; Arthropoda; Malacostraca; Decapoda; Portunidae
Product: glutamate receptor ionotropic, kainate 5-like
Exons: 2
Coding region: 56-436 (126 amino acids)
Biological process (GO): synaptic transmission, glutamatergic; modulation of chemical synaptic transmission
Cellular component (GO): plasma membrane; postsynaptic membrane
Molecular function (GO): glutamate receptor activity; transmitter-gated monoatomic ion channel activity involved in regulation of postsynaptic membrane potential
Source: RefSeq, a predicted model, not a curated record
ACCCAAAUAAUAAACAGAAUCAAUAUGAAAACGGGACACAGUAUUGAAGGGGUUAAUGAUAAGGUUUGCUUGUAUGUUUGCUUUAUUUAUUUUCUUCUAUGUGAUAACUCCUUACACAGGUUCACCUUAUACGAACGCUCUCUCGGGAGCCAUCCUUAGUCUGCAGGAGAAGGGCAAACUGCAAGCACUCACGACGAUGUGGUGGAAGAGGAAAAAGGGAGGGGGGCAGUGUAAAAGUGACGAGUCGAAGAGCUCCUCCAAGGCCAAUGCACUCGGCCUGAACAACGUGGGCGGCGUGUUCGUGGUGCUGCUGGCCGGCAUGGGUCUCGCCUCGGUGGUCGCCGUGUGUGAGUUUGUGUGGAAGUCAAGAAAGCUGGCCACGGAAGAACACGUAAGUGUCUACGUAUGGACUCCAGUUCAAAUGGAAGAUGUGUAGUCUGUUCAUCGUCCGUGUGCUGGGAUCAUGUGGCUGUGCUGUCAUGUCUGUUCAUUUCCUUUUCGUUGAGUAGAAAAGAGAGAAAAAAAAGUAAAAAUAAAAGAAGAAAAGAAAAACUCAUUGCUUCGCCCCCAUAAACCUAAAACAUAUAAUCUUAAUUCAGAUUUCAGGAUUAACUUUUGCUUCCAAACAUUGAGUCAUGUGUACGCCUU